AUGAGUUUGAGAUCCGUUGUACUCAGGGACGAGAAACAUACAGGGGUCCUUUUGUCGACCAAGGACGUCGACGCUGGCGCUCAGCUCGUGGCUGGUUCAACUUCAGCUCUUGAUCCAGAUGAGGCUUUGAAAAUAAGGAGGAAGAUCGAUAGACAUAUCAUGCCUCUCAUGUGUGGUGAUAUCCAAGCUAUGGACAAGACAACCUUGGGUUCUGCGGCCAUACUUGGAAUUCAGCAGGCGACGCACCUGACCACGAAUGAGCUUGGCACAGUGUUCUAUCUCGGUUUUUUUGUCUUCGAGUAUCCCCAGAACCUUGCCCUUCAGAGAUUCCCGGUCGGGAAAUGGAUGAGUAUCAAUAUCUUCGUCUGGGCAAUUGCACUUGCAUGUCAUGCAGCAUGCAAAAGCUUUACUGGGCUUGUUGUUGUGCGCUUCUUGCUGGGCGCAUGCGAGGGGUCGGUCACUGCUGGAUUCUUGAUUGUUAGCUCCAUGUUCUACACACGGACGGAACAGACACUGCGGGUUGGUUAUUGGUUUCUGAUGAUUGGCACUGGACAAAUCAUCUCUGGUUUCAUCAGCUUCGGUACUUUGCACAUGAAUACCAAAGGGUUCGAACCAUGGCAAUGGUCUGACAUUUAUUUAUGUUACUCCAUAUUCUCAAUAGAUCGCAGGCUCAUGAUCAUAACCGGUGUAAUGACGUUGAUCAUUGCCGUCUCAUUCUGGUUAUUUUUCCCCGAUUCACCUACGAACGCUUGGUUCCUCACUCCCAAUGAGCGGGUCAAAGCUGUACAGCGCAUCAAGGCGCUACAGGAAAACCAAACAGGUGUAGAAAACAAACACUUUAAGACGGAACAGAUGGUCGAAGCCUUGACUGAUCCCAAGACAUGGCUCUUCGCCCUCUUCUCGGCUCUAAUCAAUGUGGUUAACUCACUGACAAUCCAGCAAUCUCUCAUCAUCGCUUCGUUCGGAUUCACUGAUGUACAGACGACUCUCUUGUCUUGUGUUAUUGGCGUGGUUUUUAUCUUGGCAAUCUUCACUGCUAUUAGGCUUGCUACACGAUGGCCUAAUUCCAGAGCAUAUAUUGGCGCUAUUUCAUUCAUCCCGGCGUGGUCGGGCAUCCUGCUGGUAAACCUACUUCCUUGGUCAGAUCGGGCUGGACUCCUUGUCGGCCAGUACAUGAUCGCUAUCUCCGUAGCUUCAUUUGCACUGGCGUUGUCGUGGCUUAAUAACGUGACUGCUGGCCACACGAAAAGGAUUGUUACUAACGCCAUCAUGCUUUCAUCUUCCUGCAUAGGAAACCUAGCUGGCCCCUUCUUGUGGAAGGCACAAUACAAACCCCGUUACCACAUCCCAUGGGCUGUCAUCGGCGCAUGUACCAUCACCUGUUCGAUACUUCUCCUUGUCAUCCGUGUCGUUCUCGCCCGAGAGAACCGAAUCCGCGACACAGAGCAUCUUGAUGUUAUUGAAGAAGAAUACAUUAUUGAGCGAAUCACAGAGGAUGGGAGGCGUGUAGAAGUUAAGGUCGAGAAGGGAUUCCUGGAUUUGACAGAUAGGGUGAACAGGGACUUCAGAUAUGUUUUGUAA
Messenger RNA from Suillus paluster, 1581 nucleotides. RefSeq names its product MFS general substrate transporter. Gene Ontology annotation, cellular component: membrane. Gene Ontology annotation, biological process: transmembrane transport. Gene Ontology annotation, molecular function: transmembrane transporter activity. NCBI's taxonomy places the organism in Eukaryota, Fungi, Basidiomycota, Agaricomycetes, Boletales, Suillaceae. Bases 1 to 1581 code for a protein of 526 amino acids. The transcript has 16 exons. The record is from RefSeq and is a predicted model, not a curated record.